Nanorana parkeri is the source of this 4664-nucleotide messenger RNA. RefSeq names its product gem nuclear organelle associated protein 5 (gene GEMIN5). The coding region runs from base 43 to 4476 and encodes 1477 amino acids. The transcript is spliced from 29 exons. The record is from RefSeq and is a predicted model, not a curated record. Gene Ontology annotation, molecular function: protein binding. Lineage: Eukaryota; Metazoa; Chordata; Amphibia; Anura; Dicroglossidae.
GGCGGAGUGUAGAGUGGCUGCUGCAGAGGAGGUGACACAAGAAUGGGCAGCCCGGAUCGGAUGCUCAGUGCAUCCCCCAACUGGUACUGCAGUCGUGCCAGUGAUGCAGCCGGUGGGCUCUUUGGGUUCACUGCUCGUAAUUCUGUGUAUUUGAUGCGUAUAAGCCCCCAGGAGCCAGCAUUCUAUGGGGAGCUGGUCGGACAUACAGAGAGGGUCUCUGGCUUUGCCUUCUCCCACUACUCUGGUCAGUCUCACAUCUGUGCCAGCAGCUCUGAUGACGGGACAGUGAAAGUGUGGGACACUGUCACAAAGAGCACUGUGACUGAGCACAAGCUCCAUCGGAACACAAUCUCUGCCCUGCACUGGUCUCCUCUGGUGAAGGACUUGCUGGUGACUGGGGAUGAGAAGGGAAUAGUGGUUUGCUUUUGGAGUAAUCGUAAUGACGGGCAGCAGUUCUUUCCUGAGCCGAGGACCAUCUUCUGCCUUGCCUGCUCUCCGCACCAGGAGGACCUGGUGGCUGUGGGGUACAAGGACGGCAUGAUCGUCCUCAUAGAUAUCAGCCGCAGAGGAGAUGUGGUGCAUCGUCUGCGAGGACAUGAUGAUGAGAUCCACUGCCUGGCAUGGUGCCCGCAUCCCCGAGAGGAAGAGCUGAAUCAAAAGCUUGAGGAUGCACCAGCCGAGCAAAAUACAGCCAACGGAGACCUCCUGCCAGAGACUGAGAACAAGGGCUGCUACCUGGCCUCGGGCAGCAAAGAUCAGACUAUCCGUAUAUGGAAUUCCUCUACAGGAAAAGGUGUUUCCACACUGAAGUUGCCCUAUUUGAAGCGCCGUGGAGGUGGCGUUGAUCCAACCACCAAGGAGCGCCUUUGGCUGACUCUCUACUGGUCACGUGGAAAUCCUACGCAGUUACUGUCCAGUUGUUUUGGAGGGGAGCUGCUCUUGUGGGAUCUGACAAAAUCUGGGAAACAAAAAUGGAGUCUCCUGGGCUCUUCAGAAGGACAAAACCAUACCCGAAUAAUUUUCAAUCUUUGUUCUCUUGUGACCGAAGAAGGGAGGGAACUGCUUCUGUCUACAUCUAUGGACCGAGAUGUGAAAUGUUGGGAUCUGGGCUCCCUUUCAUGCUGCUGGUCAUUGAGUUCUUUGGGUGGCUUUGUGUACAGCCUGGCUUUCUCCCCUGUGGCUGCCGGAUGUCUGGCCGUUGGAGUAGGUGACAGCAUGAUCCGUGUGUGGAACACAAUGUCUGUGGUGAACUCAUAUGAUGUGAAGACACUGUGGCAAAGCAUUAGGUCCAAAGUCACAGCACUUUCCUGGCAUUCCACCAAAGAGGGUAGCCUGGCAUUUGGUACAGAUGACGGCAAGGUUGGAAUUUAUGAUGUCUUCUCCAGCAAGCCUCCACAGAUCUCCAGCACUUACCAUAAAAAGACUGUGUACUCCAUGUGCUGGGGUCCGCCCCUGCCCCCAUUCUCAUUUGGAGCAGAAGGAGAUCGACCUUCAUUCACCCUGUAUAGCUGCGGAGGAGAAGGCAUCAUCUUCCAGCACAAUCCCUGGAAACUUACCCAGGAGGGUCAGGAUAUUAACAAGUUGAUCCGAGACACCAAUAACAUUCAGCACAAGUUGCCUGCACACACUGAAAUGAGCUGGAAACCUGACUCACAGCACUUAGCCAUUGGCAAUGAAGAUGGGAGUAUUGAAAUCUUCCGGGCUCCAAAUCUUCAGUUGAUUUGCACUAUCCAACAACAUCAUAAACUAGUGAAUGCUCUUCGCUGGCAUCAUGACCACAGUGAAGACUCAAACCUAAGCUUUCUCCUGGCAUCAGGAUCCAACAACGCAGUGAUUUACGUGCACAACCUAAAAGGAGCACUGGAAAACUUCACUGAUUCCCCCACCACCGUCACAGAGCCUUAUCGAACCCUGUCUGGGCACACAGCAAAGAUCACAAGUCUAUCAUGGAGUCCUCACCAUGAUGCUAGGCUGGCAUCUGCCAGCUAUGAUGGUACAUCACAGAUUUGGGAUGUUCUACAAGAAGAGCCGCUCAGUAACUAUCGUGGGCACAAGGGAAGGCUUCUGUGUGUCCAGUGGUCUCCAGUAGAACCAGACCACGUGUGGACGGGAGCAGAUGAUUUCUGCUUGCAUAGUUGGCCCUUAUCCAAGCAAGAGCACAGCCGGCCACCCAAAGGAAAGAAAUGUGUUGACAUGGAAAAGAAAAGGCCCUUGCAGCCCAAAGUUAAGGCAAAGAAAAAGAAGAAGAUAGACGGUCUUAAUCAGGACUCUGGGUUUGAUGCAGUUAGAGAAGAGAGUGAAAGUCCUCUCCUUUCAGCACAAAAUGGGACAUCUGAUCAAGAUGAGGAACAGGGCUCUGUAGAAAUGAUGACUGAAGACAAGGCUACACCACAGAAAGUUACAGCUACAACAGAGGCUGACACUGUGCCAGAUUUGCCACCAUCAUUGCCCACAGUGGAGGGACGUAGUCCGAGUCCAACCAUAAAAAGAGUGCCUGUUAAGAAGGAGCAUUUCAAAGAAAAGACAGACACACGUGCGAGGAAGAAAAAGUCUCAGUCUCUCCUCCCUAUUAGUACCAGCAAAGAUCACCGGUCUAAGGAAGAACAACAUAGGGAUUGUGUGAAGCUGGCAGCAGCAGUUUGUGCCCAAGGAGGUGAUGGAUCCCAUACACUGCUGGAAGAUUCUGUGCACCUCGGUCUAUACAGUGAUCGAGCUACUCUUCAUCAACUCAUGGAAGAAGAGGGAAAAUCACAUUUGGAGAGUGGACACCCUGAGCUUCAGCAUCACAUCAUGUUGUGGAAAGGGGACCUAAAGGGGACAUUACAACUGGCUGCAGAGAGAAGAGAGCUCACAGACCAGUUGGUGGCGCUGUCUCCCAUGGCUGGAUACAAGGUUUGGGUUUGGGCAGUUGAAUCUUACGUAAAGCAGCUGUGUUUCCAAGAACAAUACACAAAAGCUGCUUCCCACCUGCUGUCCAUUAACAAAGUAUAUGAAGCCGUUCAACUGCUGAAAGGAAACCAUUUCUACAGGGAAGCCAUUGUUGUAGCUAAAGCACGCCUUCUUUCAGAUGACCCCAUUCUCCGGGAGCUGUACACCAGCUGGGCUGCAGUGCUGGAGCAUGAUGGACACUACGCCAUGGCUGCCAAGUGUUACUUAGGGGCAUCCUCUCCCUAUGAUGCAGCUAAAGUCCUGGCCAGGAAAGGAGACCUGUUGUCUUUAAGCACUGCAGCUGAACUAGCGUUACUAGUGGGAGAGAAGGACCUUGCCGCCUCUUUCGCCCUGCGCUGUGCACAGGAACAUGUCACUGUGAAGAACUGGGUUGGGGCCGAGCAGUGUCUGCAGCCUCAUUCCAGCCUGCUGGGUCAGAGACUGCUACUGUGUACCAACGAACUUCUGUAUAGUCAUAUUGCUGAGAAGACUGCCAUAGAUUGGAAGACACUGGCCACCCCAUGUUUUCAUAAUUGGGCUGGCAGUGACAGUGAGGACACUUUCAUCAGUAAACUCACAGGAGUGUGGCAGAAGGAGUAUGGAGUGUGUACAGCGGAUCAGUACACUGAGGCCUAUCAGCAACUGUGUUCAUCUGAGAGCCCUCCAAGUACUGCUAAUACUACCCCAAGACAGCUGCUCCACCACAUCUCGCAGGAGGUGGCAUUGUCUGCUCUCAGUUACCUCCUGAAGAACUGUGAUGAGGCUGCACCUGCCUUACUUCGCAGCCUCUACAGAUGUCAGCAAGCUGGACACUUCACUUUAAUGCAAGACAUUGCUCGACUGCUGCUUCCACAUGGCUGUGAGGAGCUAAGGAGUAACCUCAAUCCAGACAACAAACACAGUUCUGCUGCUUGUGACAGUCUCCAGGCGUACUUGGCUUAUAUGAAGCUGUAUGAGCUAUGGUGGAGUUGGAACAUAGGCCGGACAUCACAGGAGACCAACAUAGAGACCUGUGUUGGAGUAGAGGAGGACGUCUCAGGGACCGGAAAGGACAUUCCAGAAAACAUGUCUAAUUUCAGGGUGCUAUUUUCAGAACUGCACGCUGGCUUCCAGAAUGCGCAGCGGGAAAUUGCAGAUGUUCAAAGUGCCCUGCGAGAGAUGAUACAGCAGCAUCAGAGGAGCCAGCAGAUCCAAGAUAACUCUCUGGAGCUAGAACAAGACCCUGACACAUCCUCAGUCCCAUCUCCAGAGAAAGGGCUCGACAGCAGGAGCCAGAUCUCUGCCCCAAGUCCAGUCACCCUGGCUGAACUGAUGAAGAAACUUUCCUCUGCAAACCAUAAGUUAGCUGAAUAUCCAGAAUAUUUAAAGGUCUUGCCAUUUCCAGAUGUACUGGAGAGCUGUCUGGUGCUACUUCACUUCCCUUCUGAGUUGACCUCUGAAUUAAAGGCCCAAGCAAUAGGACUCCUACAGAGACACAGCUCAGAGUCACCUGAUCACUACAAAGUGGCCAGAAAGUUCCUCCCAUCCUCAUCAUCAUCCUCCUCAUAAAGGCCAAGACCUACAGCCUAGAUCAGGGCUGUCCUCAGCUUCCAGCUCUGCAAUAACCACCUCACUAGUGCCACUGGCCAACAGCUGCCUUCACUUCUACCAGAAGCUGCAAAUUGCUAUCAUGAAACAGUAUUACACUCACUGGGCUUCUAAUCAACAUGUCUGAGUGGAGGGCAAUCUGUGUCGUC